AAUCCAUGGAACCCGCUAAUUUAGAACCCGCCUACCUUCCCUGUCAAUCUCAGCCGGGAAACUAGCGGUAUAACCGUAUUAUAUUAUCCAUCUGGUCUACUCUCGGAAAGAGUGGGGAAUUCUCGAGAAAUCAACAUGAAACGUCACGGGUUUUUGUGCCCUUUGACAUUUAUUUGCGCUUGUGUCCUUAUCGCUGCCGUCUGUUCAGUGAAAGGAGAUUACUGUGAAGUGAAUCUCUGCCAUAACGGAGGGACGUGUGUGACCGGGGUGGGGGAGGACCCAUUCAUCUGUAUCUGUGCUGAUGCUUUUACUGGAGACACCUGCCACCUCAAUGAGACUGGUCCCUGCAUUCCCAACCCCUGCAGGAAUGAUGGGUCGUGUGAGGUCAUCACUCCGACCAGACGAGGAGACGUGUUCAGCGAGUACGUGUGUAAAUGCCAGCCUGGCUUCGAGGGCGUGCACUGCCAGAUCAAUGUGAAUGACUGUGAGAAGCAGCCAUGUAAGAACGGUGGGAUGUGUCGAGAUCUGGAUGGUGACUACACCUGCCUGUGCCCUUCACCCUACGUUGGAAAGCAAUGCCAGCUCCGUUGUAUAUCUCUGAUGGGGAUGGAGGGAGGAGAAAUCGUAGAGUCUCAGAUCUCUGCCUCCUCUGUACACUAUGGCAUUAUGGGUCUUCAGCGCUGGGGUCCAGAACUGGCCCGGCUCAACAACCAGGGCAUGGUCAACGCCUGGACCGCCGCCAACCAUGACAAGAACCCCUGGAUGGAGAUCAACAUGCAAAAGAAGAUGCGCCUAACUGGCAUCAUCACCCAGGGUGCCAGUCGAAUGGGCAUAGCUGAGUACAUUAAGGUCUUUAAAGUGUCUUCCAGCUUUGAUGGUAAGACCUACACCCCCUACAGACCAGCGGGACAGAGGAAGGACAAGGUGUUUGUGGGUAACAUUGAUAAUGACAGCACCAAGACCAACCUGUUUGACCCUCCCAUCGUGGCCCAGUUCAUCCGCGUCAUUCCUGUGGUGUGUCGCAAGGCCUGCACCCUGCGUAUGGAGCUGGUAGGCUGUGAGCUCAAUGUAUAUUCCAACACGACAGGUUGCUCUGAGCCAAUGGGCAUGAAGUCCCGCCUUGUCUCUGAUGGACAGCUCUCGGCGUCCAGUGCCUUCCGCACCUGGGGCAUUGAUGCCUUCACCUGGCACCCACAGUUCGCCCGGCUAGACAAACAGGGCAAGACCAACGCCUGGUCCCCCGCCACUAACAACCGCUCAGAGUGGCUACAGGUUGACCUGGAAAAGACCAAGCAUCUGACAGGCAUCAUCACCCAGGGGGCCAAGGACUUUGGGGUGGUGCAGUUUGUGUCCGCCUUCAAAGUGGCCUAUAGCGACGACGGACAGGCCUGGAACCUGGUGAAGGAUGAGAACACCAACACAGAGAAGAUUUUCCAAGGCAACAUUGACAACAACAUGCAUAAGAAGAACCUGUUUGAGCCUCCGUUCUACGCCCGCUACCUGCGUGUUGUGCCCUGGGAGUGGCAAGAGCGCAUCACCCUACGCAUGGAGCUGCUGGGCUGUGACUACUAGAACUACAUUACCCAUAAUCCACCAGUGCUCCACCCAGUCUCCAUAACGUACCUGUCCACACUGGAAUCAGUCACACCUUCCUCUACACCAGGACAUAGAAAUCUAAUGUAUAGAAUGUACAUUGGGAAAAUGUCAGGUUCUCAUGUUCCAGAACUUUGCAUCAAUCGAAUAUUUUCCAGAUUAAGUCUGCUCUACAGCUUGUAUUUCUACAUAUAUUUUUCAGAUUUUUUAUUCUUCAGCUAAAACUGAUCAAUUCCAAUUUGUUUUUGAUCCUUUCCACAGUGACUGUGGCACAGUGUCAAUUCUAAAUAUAUGGGCUCUCACAUUCUCUUUGAAGAAUUACGGUAUGUCUGAAAUGACAGCCUAUUCCCAAUGUAGUGCACAAUUUUUGACCUAUUGGCAGUACAUGUGCUGUGGUCAAAAGUAGCACAGUAUAGCGAACAUGUCGGACAAACCCUUCCCCCAGCUCUGCCAGUUCCAACACGUUCCAAACACUCACAGUUCUGUGUGAUGUCACUUUGCCAGCCGACCUAGCAGCUGCUUGUCCCGCCGUGCUCUUUGACAUUAUGUAUCCAGGGUGAGAGCCUUCUAUUUACAGCAGUGGUAUUCAGAGUCAGGGUCGCCAAAUAAAAAUAACAUCCUAUCCCAGUCGGCGUGGACUUAAAGACCUAGAAAAUGAAGAGUAGCCAACAGAUUAUUGUAGGGGACAAUAUACGUUUUUGAGAAAGAUUGGUUCUCUUCAUUUUUAUAAGAGAGAUGACAAGACAAUGAAUUGAAAGUUAUUUGUUGAUAUAGGUUGUGUUUUUAGAUUUGGGUUGGAGUCACCAGAAAUUCUGCUGAAAAAAUGGGUUCCCUGCUGAAAAAGUUUGAAUACCACUGAUUUAACACAGGAGGUUGGUGGCACCUUAAUUGGGGAGGACGGGCUCGUAGUAAUGGCUGUCGCAGAAUUAAUGGAAUGGUAUCAAACACAUGGUUUCCAUGGUUUCUAUGUGUUUGAUACCAUUCCAUUCGCUCCAUUCCAGCCAUUAUUAUGCGCUGUCUUCCCCUCAGCAGCCUCCACUGUGAUUUACAGUAAACAAAAGGCUCUUGCAGUCCUGAUGUGGCCCCCAGACCUGGAGUUAAAGACCCCUGGUCUACCAUAAUAUAGAUUAAUUGUAUCGAAGGGAGAGUAGACCCAUCAGCUGGUCGAUAUGAGCACUUAGUAGUAUAUUGAAGCAGGGCCUGUGUGCAAUAUACUUUUUGGGAAAUAGCUGGACAUAAUAAAUUAACAAAUUUGUUAACUGACAAUGGAAUUAUGGUACUGUACAUUACCUAUACUGUAUAUUAAGGAAGGACAUAGUUUUUUAAAGUGAAACUAAAAGCUGCAAAGGAUUGUUCAGUAUGAUGGUGUACCUUUCACACUCGAUCCAUGACGUAAUUAUUUUUUCCAAUUUAGCAGAUUCGUUUAUGUUCUAAUAAUAAUCUUGCAUUCCAAGCGGCCUAAAACUGCUUUUUCCCCAUUUAGCAGAAAUGAAAUCAGACAGACAAGAGACAAGUAGAAAUGAUUGAGUGAGUAGAAAUUAUUAGACAAUAUGUUGUGGUUUGAAUUUUUUUUUUUAAGAAAUCAAAUAUGUUGGUCUUCAACAGACAUCACUAAUUAAAAAAAGUUGAAAAACA
This is a messenger RNA of Oncorhynchus tshawytscha (Chinook salmon), 3228 nucleotides long. RefSeq names its product lactadherin-like. Lineage: Eukaryota; Metazoa; Chordata; Actinopteri; Salmoniformes; Salmonidae. The record is from RefSeq and is a predicted model, not a curated record. The transcript has 10 exons. Gene Ontology annotation, molecular function: calcium ion binding. The coding region runs from base 136 to 1572 and encodes 478 amino acids.